AUGGAGAAGGUCGCUGCAGCGUCGGCACCAGUGCCCGAUGACGAUCUCAUCAGCCACCUCCCCGAUGCCAUCCUCGGCACCAUCAUCUCCCUCCUCCCAACAAAGGACGGUGGCCGCACGCAGGUACUCUCUCGCCGAUGGCGCCCCCUCUGGCGGUCCGCGCCUCUCAACCUCGACAUCCUCACCUGGAUCCCACAUGUCCCCAUCUCCGUCCUCGCCUCCGCCAUCUCCCAAAUACUAUCCCAGCACCCUGGCCCCACCCGGCGAUUCUCCUUCCCCUGCCACCACCUCGGGUUCUCUGCUGAGGUGGAGAGCUGGUUCCGCUCCUGGUUCCACUCCAGAGCACUAGCCAAUCUCCAGGAGCUCAAUAUCAUCUACACCGAUGGACUACUGCCACCAUUCGUGUUGUGCUCUGCAUCCACCCUCCUCGUUGCCAAAAUCAGCUAUUGUCAUUUCCCCCAUGAGAUCGUGUCACCUAUGAAUUUCCCCCUCCUCAAGAAGCUUUCAUUGUUUAAUGUUUCCAUCUCGGAGGAAGUCUUCCAUUUACUGAUCUCUAGCUGCCAUGCCUUGGAGAGUUUAUUCAUAAAAGGAGUUAAGUCUACGGGGCGCCUCCGUGUUAGCUCGUCGACUCUUAGGAGCAUCGGUGCCUUUAGCAGCAUACAUAAGAUAGAAGAAUUGGUCAUUGAGGACGCUCCUUGUCUUGAAAGGAUACUAUUACCUUACCACUUGGAUCGUUUGACUAUCCGGGUAGUUAGAGCACCUAAGCUCGAGAUAUUGGGCCCUUACUCACUGGUACAGAUCUUCCUGCAGGUAGCAGAUGGAAUGAGCCCAGUCAGAUUGGAAAACUCAAUACACACCUUGAAGGUUCUGGCUCUCAGGUCUUCAGGCCGUGAAUUGCACACGGUUCUUAACUUCCUCAGGGGGUUCCCCUGUUUGGAACGGCUCUACGUCAUUUUUCACAAGCACUAUGAGAUGGAUAAUAAAAAUGAGCCUCAGUAUGAUCCACUGCAUCCAAUUGAAUGCCUUCAAACCCAUCUGAAAAAAGUGGUGUUUAAGUCAUUCGUAGGCAAUGAUAAACAGAUUGACUUUGCGAGGUUCUUUGUUUUGAAUGCAAAACUGCUACAAGUGGAAAAUAGAGCUUCUCAGGAUGCUUGGAUUGAAUUCAAGUGUCAUAAGGGACCUGAGCAUUACGGUCGUACUAAUCUCGACGAGAAUAUCCAUGAUUUGUCACUGGCUGACCCCUUCAGACAGUGGUUGGCGCUUUGA
Lolium rigidum is the source of this 1266-nucleotide messenger RNA. RefSeq names its product putative F-box/LRR-repeat protein At3g49150. The record is from RefSeq and is a predicted model, not a curated record. The transcript has 4 exons. NCBI's taxonomy places the organism in Eukaryota, Viridiplantae, Streptophyta, Magnoliopsida, Poales, Poaceae. The coding region runs from base 1 to 1266 and encodes 421 amino acids. Gene Ontology annotation, molecular function: protein binding.